AGACUGAAAAAAGGGUGGGAGGUGGUGAACUGAGCCGGAAAACAGAGACAAUUUUAAUCUAAAUGGCCAUAUUAUAUGAAUCAUAAAAGCAGGAAAUGGCUAAAAUAUGCUGCUUUAGUCCUCCUCUACCACCCUUGCACUUGCACAACCAGUUGCAAAGGAACAGACCCAAAUCCGAUACAAGAAAGACUUAUGCAAGUUUUAACAGAGAAAAACUAACUGAAACCCCUCAGAUUUUGAAAAUAGCGGUUAGCGGAGUGACGGAGCUCUUGAGGCUUUUCUCUUCUUCCCCUCAAACAAGCGUUGUGAAGAAUGGAGAUAGUAACAUAGAUGAAUUCAAAGCUUCCAGCGUCGAUGAUGUUCUAAGGAUCAUCAAGUCUGAUUAUGACAAUGCUUAUUUUGUAACAGGGAACUUCACUUCUUCAAUUUAUGCCGAAAACUGUCUCUUCGAAGAUCCAACUAUUAAAUUUCGUGGUAGGGAGUUAUAUGCUCGCAACUUGAAAUUGCUUGUUCCCUUCUUUGACUGUGCGUCAAUUAGACUACAAAAGAUUGAGAAGGAUGUUGAUUCUGACACAAAUUUUGUGCUGGCAUCUUGGAAACUAAGGACCAACAUAAAGCUUCCUUGGAGGCCUCUGAUUUCCAUUGAUGGAAGAACAUUUUAUGAGUUAAAUGGAGAUUUCAAAAUUGUUAGGCAUGUUGAGAGAUGGAAUGUUUCUGCACUUGAAGCAAUUCUGCAGAUUUUCACCUUUGAAUUUGAAAACUCGGGCGGUUGAAUGCCAUGAAAUUUUGCAUUCACAAGUCACUCUUUAUUGGUCUAGUCAAUGGGCAUCACUUGGUUAAGUUAACUAACAUGUAUUUCAUGAAAGCACUGAUGAUUCUUAAUUUAUGCAGUGGUUAAAGACGCCAUUGAAGCCUGUCAAUUUUUCUGUAUAUCUUGCUUAUUUUUCCUCUAGGUGUAACUCCAACUAGAAGUAUUUGCUAAAUAGUUUAUAUAAAUAGAUCAACCCAAAACAUGAAAAAACGAAAGUUUUG
Messenger RNA from Abrus precatorius (Indian licorice), 1032 nucleotides. RefSeq lists its product as uncharacterized. The record is from RefSeq and is a predicted model, not a curated record. NCBI's taxonomy places the organism in Eukaryota, Viridiplantae, Streptophyta, Magnoliopsida, Fabales, Fabaceae. The transcript is spliced from 8 exons. The coding region runs from base 96 to 773 and encodes 225 amino acids.